Messenger RNA from Oncorhynchus kisutch (coho salmon), 5102 nucleotides. RefSeq names its product potassium voltage-gated channel, subfamily G, member 2 (gene kcng2). Bases 688 to 2295 code for a protein of 535 amino acids. Gene Ontology annotation, cellular component: membrane; voltage-gated potassium channel complex. Gene Ontology annotation, molecular function: voltage-gated potassium channel activity. The record is from RefSeq and is a predicted model, not a curated record. The transcript is spliced from 4 exons. Lineage: Eukaryota; Metazoa; Chordata; Actinopteri; Salmoniformes; Salmonidae. Gene Ontology annotation, biological process: protein homooligomerization; potassium ion transmembrane transport; action potential.
CUGUUGGAAGCAGGAUUCAAUUCGGGGAAGAAGCAGAGCAUGGCACAAGCCGCGCAGCGCGAUUUUGCGCGUGAGCGGAGUAGUCUCUGUCGGCAUCCUAGACAGUCAGAGCAGAGCCCUCAAAUUGGAGUUAUCACAAAGCGGCAACACCCAAUCAUUCACGCUGGGCUCUUCUCAAAUCCGCGGUGUCUUUUUCCAACUGUUCUCUCGUGAUUUUGUUGAAUUUGGACGGAUUCUUUUGCAAUUAUUGUAGUUCAUUCGACUUAAAACAAUCAAAGUAGUUUUCAGUCUUUUUUAUUCUCCCCUUGAUCUUGCUAAUGCGGGUGUGCAGCAAGUUUACCGAACCUUCAAACUUGCUCCAUAUGAUUCGGAAGUAAAGCACGUGACGUUACCUGGGAUUGAGUGCACCUGGUAUAAAGUCAAUUACCAUGUUAGGAUCAUUUAUACGGAGGACGGAGUCGACUGGAGCAUGUAUUUCAUGUUGACCAAUAUGCGCUUUCAUAAUUGAUAUCGAAAUGUGGGGAAGUUCUCUGCGGAUGGACACAAACCGAACACAGCGGAGACCAGCCCUGCUCCUGGAUGGGUGAGGUCCCUGCCAACCCAGUCGGCCAGUGAAACACCCCCCCCCCCCCCCCCCCCCCCCCACCCCUUUCCUCCCAACCAGGGUCCCCCAGAGGAGCAGCAGGGAUGUACCAGGAGGUGGCCUUCCUAGCGGGCAGCACAGAAAAAGAGUUCACGCCCUUCCACUUCCCCCUGGAGAACCAGCAGGAGGUGGUCACUAAGAAGGGUGUGUUCUUUAAACGGCAGCGACUGCUGCGGAGGCCCAAUGAGGCGCAGGAGGAGAACGACCUGUCAGCCGUUAUCAAUGUAGGCGGGAUCAGGUACCGUAUCCCCUGGUCCGUUCUGGAGGAGUUCCCUCUGACGCGGCUGGGCCGGCUGAGGAGCUGCAGCUCAUUGGACGAGAUCAUGGAGGUGUGUGACGACUACGACGACGGGCGCCAGGAGUUCUUCUUCGACCGCAGCCCAUCUGCGUUCCGCACCAUUGUGACGUUCCUGGCGGCAGGGCGGCUCCGACUGCUGAGGGAGAUGUGUGCCCUGUCCUUCCAGGAGGAGCUUGUCUACUGGGGCCUGGAGGACACCAGGUUGGAGUGGUGCUGCCUCAGGAAGCUACGCAUAAGACAGGAGGAGCUCAAGGAGCAGCUUAGGAUGGAGGAAGAGGAAGCAGAGCUCACCACCACCCUGACCCCCCAGAGCUGUGAGGAUGGGCUUGGGCCCCCCGGGGCGGGGGGGGAGGAGGAGGAGGAGGAGAGCCGCAUGGCGGGGUGUAUGCGCAGUCUCCAUGACAUGGUGGAGAACCCUCAAUCUGGACUUCCUGGGAAGAUCUUUGCCUUUCUGUCGGUGGUGUUUGUGGCCAUCACCGCUGUAACACUCUGCAUCAGUACCAUGCCUGACCUCAGGGAGGAGGAGGAGAGGGGUGAGUGUUCUCAGAGGUGCUACAAUAUAUUUGUCCUGGAGACGGUGUGUGUGGCCUGGUUCUCUCUGGAGUUCCUGCUGCGCUUCAUCCAGACGCCGAGCAAGUGUGUGUUCCUGAAGACGCCCCUCAACAUCAUCGACGUGGUGGCCAUCCUGCCCUACUACAUUACCCUGAUCGUAGACUCUCUGUCUGAGGGAGGGGAGAAGCCCAGCGGCGGGAACAACUACCUGGAGAAGGUGGGCCUGGUGCUGCGGGUACUCCGGGCCCUGAGGAUCUUCUACGUGAUGCGUCUGGCGCGCCACUCCCUGGGGCUGCAGACCUUAGGUCUGACGGUCCGACGCUGCACCCGUGAGUUCGGCCUGCUCCUCCUCUUCCUGUGUGUUGCCAUGGCACUUUUCUCCCCUCUGGUGUUCCUGGCGGAGAGCGAGAUGGGCGCCAAGUAUGACUUCACCAGCAUCCCUGGCACCUACUGGUGGGCGGUGAUCUCCAUGACAACGGUGGGGUACGGGGAUAUGGUGCCGCGGAGCAUCCCGGGUCAGGUGGUGGCACUCAGUAGCAUCCUCAGUGGGAUCCUCCUGAUGGCGUUCCCCGUCACCUCCAUCUUCCACACAUUCUCUCGGUCCUACCUGGAGCUGAAGGAGGAGCAGAACAGAACGCUGAGACAGAAACCAGACUUCCAGGACUCCACCAAGUCUCAGAACAGCGAGGACUCGGCCGAGACCGACAGUUAUCAUGGCAUCACUGAGGCCGCCGCCUCCGCAUUACGCAAGAAGUCCAUCGCCAUUGCGUCACAGAGGAGGGCCAUGCAGUCUCAAGACUGAGUGUGUGUGUGUGCAAUGUGAGAGCCUGAGGUUGUGCAGUGCUCUACUAAAGCUAGAGGACUACUAAACAGGGAUUGGACGUUUUUCUCAAGCUUAAGAAGAAAAGGAGCUCUGAUGUUUGUGAUCCUCAUAGCUCUGUCCAUCAGACUUCAAUAGAGUUUCUAAGAUUUUAUAAGACAGCUGCAAAAGUAUUUUUGCUGACAUUAUUGGUGAAGAGCUGACCAGAAGAUAAAAAGACAAGUUCUCUGUGGUCAAAGGACAUUUCACCCAGGAGAGUACCCCUACAACACAGGAGAGUACCCCUACAACACAGGAGAGUACCCCUACAACACAGGAGAGUACCCCUACAACACAGGAGAGUACCCCUACAACACAGGAGAGUAGCCCUACAACACAGGAGAGUACCCCUACAACACAGGAGAGUACACCUACAACACAGGAGAGUAGCCCUACAACACAGGAGAGUAGCCCUACAACACAGGAGAGUAGCCCUACAACACAGGAGAGUAGCACUACAACACAGGAGAGUAGCCCUACAACACAGGAGAGUAGCCCUACAACACAGGAGAGUAGCCCUACAACACAGGAGAGUAGCCCUACAACACAGGAGAGUAGCCCUACAACACAGGAGAGUAGCCCUACAACACAGGAGAGUAGCCCUACAACUCAGGAGAAUAGCCUUACAACACAGGAGAGUACCCCUACAACACAGGAGAGUAGCCCUACAACACAGGAGAGUAGCCCUACAACACAGGAGAGUAGCCCUACAACACAGGAGAGUAGCCCUACAACACAGGAGAGUAGCCCUACAACACAGGAGAGUAGCCCUACAACACAGGAGAGUAGCCCUACAACUCAGGAGAAUAGCCUUACAACACAGGAGUGUAGCCCUACAACAUAGGAGUAUAGCCCUACAACAUAGGAGUAUAGCCCUACAACAUAGGAGUAUAGCCCUACAACACAGGAGUAUAGAAGCCCUACAACAGAGGAGAAUAGCCCUACAACACAGGAGAAUAGCCCCACAACACAGGAGAGUAGCCCUACAACACAGGAGAAUAGCCCUACAACACAGGAGAAUAGCCCUACAACACAGAAGAAUAGCCCUACAACACAGGAGAGUAGCCCUACAACACAGGAGAGUAGCCCUACAACACAGGAGAGUAGCCCUACAACACAGGAGAGUAGCCCUACAACACAGGAGAGUAGCCCUACAACACAGGAGAGUAGGCCUACAACACAGGAGAGUAGCCCUACAACACAGGAGAGUAGCCCUACAACACAGGAGAGUAGCCCUACAACACAGGAGAGUAGCCCUACAACUCAGGAGAAUAGCCUUACAACACAGGAGAGUACCCCUACAACACAGGAGAGUAGCCCUACAACACAGGAGAGUAGCCCUACAACACAGGAGAGUAGCCCUACAACACAGGAGAGUAGCCCUACAACACAGGAGAGUAGCCCUACAACACAGGAGAGUAGCCCUACAACACAGGAGAGUAGCCCUACAACUCAGGAGAAUAGCCUUACAACACAGGAGUGUAGCCCUACAACAUAGGAGUAUAGCCCUACAACAUAGGAGUAUAGCCCUACAACAUAGGAGUAUAGCCCUACAACACAGGAGUAUAGAAGCCCUACAACAGAGGAGAAUAGCCCUACAACACAGGAGAAUAGCCCCACAACACAGGAGAGUAGCCCUACAACACAGGAGAAUAGCCCUACAACACAGGAGAAUAGCCCUACAACACAGAAGAAUAGCCCUACAACACAGGAGAGUAGCCCUACAACACAGGAGAGUAGCCCUACAACACAGGAGAGUAGCCCUACAACACAGGAGAGUAGCCCUACAACACAGGAGAGUAGCCCUACAACACAGGAGAGUAGGCCUACAACAUAGGAGAGUAGGCCUACAACAUAGGAGAGUAGGCCUACAACAUAGGAGAGUAGGCCUACAACUCAGGAGUGUAGCACUACAACACAGGAGAAUAGCCCUACAACAUAGGAUUAUAGCCCUACAACACAGGAGUAUAGCCCUACAACACAGGAGUAUAGCCCUACAACACAGGAGUAUAGAAGCCCUACAACUCAGGGGUAUAGCCCUACAACACAGGAUAAUAGCCCUACAACACAGGAGUAUAGCCGUACAACACAGGAGUAUAGCCCUACAACACAGGAGUAUAGCCCUACAACACAGGAGAAUAGCCCUACAACACAGGAGUAUAGAAGCCCUACAACACGGAAGUAUAGAAGCCCUACAACACAGGAAUAUAGCCCUACAACACAGGAAUAUAGCCCUACAACACAGGAGAGUAGCCCUACAACAUAGGAGUAUAGAAGCCCUACAACACAGGAGAAUAGCCCUACAACACAGGAGUAUAGAAGCCUUACAACACAGGAGUAUAGUCCUACAACACAGGAGUAUAGCCCUACAACACAGGAGUAUAGAAGCCCUACAACACAGGAGUAUAGAAGCCCUACAACACAGGAGUAUAGCCCUACAACACAGGAGUAUAGCCCUACAACACAGGAGUAUAGCCCUACAACACAGGAGUAUAGCCCUUCAACACAGCAUGGGGAGAAAGCUUCUCUCUCACAAAUAUUCAGUAUGGUAAAGAUAUUAUUUUAGUGGAAAAACACCUUUGAUUAAAAUAUUAUAAUGUUGGUAUAUAUUUAGGAUAAGAAGGAUUGCAAUAAGAUAAGUGCAAUAAGAAAGAUUGACUAUAAACACAUUGUACAGAUUUCUGAAUGCUUAGUUUGCUUCUAUCUAGACUCAGGAUCUGCAUAUUUUAAUAAAUGUAAGGAAACUAUGA